GGCAGUUUCAGAAACCCUGGUGGUCGAAGCGGGUCAGUGACUGGUGGGUGAUGGCUCUCGCCCUAGGGUUUUUCCUUAUCAGUUCGUCUCUGGUGCAUUCUUGAGCUUCGUAUCAACCGACCACACAGUCGUCGAGAGUCAAGUGAGAGUCUCUCUACUUUCUACGACCCUCGUCACAAUAAUGGAUGGGAAAUGCGACUUAUUUGAUUUGGCUGUACUGCACCUUUUUCUGUGAUUCAUGAUUUGAGAUCUCCAAUUUCAUCUCUUUUUUUUUGGUUUACUGGAUUGAUCAACCGCAUUGUUCUUUAGGCGAUAGUUGUUUCCGCAAACGUUUGAAGCUAAACGGAUUGAGUGUCAAGAAUAGCACGAUUUUUGCUUAGCUUCACAGACAGUAUACGUUCUUGAAUAUCCUAAUAUGGCGCCUAUGUGGGCUAACAAAAGGAGGGGAGUGGCAUGGAGUGAUUAUGGGUAUGAUCUGUGUAUGUCAACGAGCCGUAAAAGAAGACGCUUUAAUGAUGACAGUUUGGAGUCCACUCCUUGUUCGUAUCAUAAAGAAGAUAUAUUGGGUGAUGCUAAAAGAGAUCCAGUUCCUGAUGCUGAUUACACACUAUUCCUGAGACUUUUAAAUGUGGAUGAUGAAUCAGAUGGUGAAGAGGAGUAUGAUACUGAUCCUGAUUACAAGAGAUUUUUGGAUCAUUUGAAGGCAGAUGAGAAAUCCUAUAUUUAUGAGAUGAAGGAUGAGGGAGGGAAGUCUGUCAGUGUUAAGUAUGAGUGGUGGGAUGAGUCGUUAAAUGAGACGGAGAACGGGCAAAUUCCAGUUCAUAAUACUUCAAGCCAAAAGAAAAAAGGAUACAUGCCAAAUGAAAUGGAAUCAGAACCUUACAGUCCUGCUGUUUACCAACCAUUCUAUCCUGAUAACAAGGAUGAUAUGAAUUCUUAUCCAUGGGAUGAAAGUUAUGCAUUAUUCCUCAGUAAACUUAGACAAAAUGGGGAAUCUAUGAUUCUGGAGUACGGUGAUGAUGUGGUCAGAUAUGAGAGCGAUGACAAGGGUGGAACUGAUUCAGAAGUAGAAUUAGAUGGUGAUGAUGAUGUGAGAUCUGAUAGUGAUGACAAAGGUGAAACUGAUUCAGAAGAAGAACCAAAAUAUGCUCCACAUUGCGGCCGACAGGAGUUCCGACGAUCUCUCUUUCCUGAUUCUCUUGAUUCAUCUAUGGAUGAAGAUGACUGUAGUUGCAUUGACAGUCUCGGUGAUAGUAGUUUUUCUCAGUACCGAGAGAGGCUUAUGCAUUUACUUCGGAUGCCCUAUAGCUAUCGGGAGUAUAGAGACCUCAAACAUUUAGCAUGUACUAACAAGCGGUUGGAGAAAACUAGAGAUCUGCGGGGCCGUUUGGUAUCAUACCAAACUGAUGAGACUAGCCUUUCUUAUUUUGAUUACUAUGAUGACUUUAAGCGAGUGUUCACUUCUGUUCGAGGUCCACAUCAUCGUUUAAUACGUUUGAACCUCUUGCGUGGAUUUUUCUAUCACAUUCAGAACUUGUCGCAUGAAGGAUCAUUUAAACCAUGGUUGGACAGCGAAUGUUUGAAGAUAUAGCCGGGAAGUAAAUAGACCAAACCCUUGUGUAUGUGUUGCAUCUACUUGAUAUUAUAUGGAGAAUCUAAGAAUUCCACCAAUGGAGAAUCCUCUUCUUGCCAUUACAAUAUAGGCACAGGAAGCAAAUCUAGCAGAUGUACUGUUUUCCCCACCUGUUGCUCUCUGUAAUCUGCCAAAAUAUUUAACUGGAGAUACUGCUUUUCUGUAUCUAUAUUUAUCUCUGUUUAGGAAUUUGCUAGUCCCUUCUUUUUUUCUCCCAACUAAAUGGAAUAGUAAAGACUGUAAA
This is a messenger RNA of Macadamia integrifolia, 1877 nucleotides long. RefSeq lists its product as uncharacterized. The record is from RefSeq and is a predicted model, not a curated record. NCBI's taxonomy places the organism in Eukaryota, Viridiplantae, Streptophyta, Magnoliopsida, Proteales, Proteaceae. The transcript is spliced from 5 exons. The coding region runs from base 416 to 1591 and encodes 391 amino acids.